Molecule: messenger RNA, 3302 nt
Organism: Cololabis saira (Pacific saury)
Lineage: Eukaryota; Metazoa; Chordata; Actinopteri; Beloniformes; Belonidae
Gene: agps
Product: alkylglycerone phosphate synthase
Exons: 20
Coding region: 33-1928 (631 amino acids)
Biological process (GO): lipid biosynthetic process
Molecular function (GO): FAD binding; alkylglycerone-phosphate synthase activity
Source: RefSeq, a predicted model, not a curated record
CGCUGCCUUGCCUUCACAAACACGGAAGCAGCAUGGCGUCCGGCGGCUCUGGCGGCCAGAUGACAGCCAAGCACAGGCUGAGCGUGAUCGCCGGCCACCUCCAGAGACCGGGGACCGGGGACGGGGACGCGGCCGUCCGAGCCGCGGAGUGCAGAGCCCCGGAGGGCCCGGCAGAUGUGUCGGAGGAGAGGACGGCGGUGCCCCGGAGGAGGCAAGAGAUUAUGAAGUGGAAUGGCUGGGGAUACAGUGAUUCAAGAUUUCUCUUUAAUAAGAAAGGCCAAGCAGAAUUUACUGGCAAAAGGUAUAGAUUAAGUGGUAUGAUCAUCCCAGGACUCAAAGAUUGGUUUGAGAGCACAUUUGGUGCCAGUCUGCAGCAUAAAACUCCACCUACUUCCAACCUGAAUAGCAGUAAUGUGCAGCCUGCCACUGUAAACGAGGCCUUCGUGGAGGAAAUGAAAUCAACCGGUAUUCCCUUCUCUCAGGACACAGAAGACCGCGUGUUUCGUGGCCAUGGCCACUGCUUACAUGAGAUCUUUGCUCUGAGAGAGGGGAAAAUUGGCCGCGUUCCAGAUAUGGUGGUAUGGCCAAACUGUCACAAUGACGUAGUAAAAAUUGUGGAGCUGGCGAGUAAACACAAUGUUUGUUUGAUACCAUACGGAGGUGGGACGAGUGUCUCCAGUGCUUUAGAGUGUCCUCAAGAGGAAACUCGCUCCAUCGUCUCCUUGGAUACCUCACAGAUGAACCGCAUCCUGUGGAUUGAUGAGAAAAAUUUAACUGCGCGUGUGGAGGCUGGCAUCAUUGGUCAGGAUCUGGAGAGGCUGCUUAAUGAGAGCGGUUACUGUACAGGCCAUGAGCCCGACUCCAUGGAGUUCAGCUCCCUGGGGGGCUGGGUAGCAACCAGAGCAUCAGGGAUGAAGAAGAACAUCUAUGGCAACAUUGAAGACCUGGUCGUCCACAUAAAGAUGAUUACCCCACAAGGUGUGAUUGAAAAGAGUUGUCAGGGGCCACGCAUGUCCACGGGGCCAGACAUUCACCACUUCAUCCUGGGCUCAGAAGGAACGCUGGGUGUGAUUACAGAGGUAACAAUGAAGAUUCGUCCCAUGCCAGAAUAUCAGAAAUACGGCUCUGUGGUGUUCCCCAGUUUCGAGCAGGGAGUUGCCUGUCUUCGAGAGGUUGCCAAGCAGAGGUGCGCUCCAGCAUCUAUACGGCUCAUGGAUAAUGAACAGUUCAAAUUUGGUCACGCCCUGAAGCCUCAAGUAUCGUCAUUAUUCACGUCAUUUCUGGAGGGGCUGAAGAAGUUGUAUAUCACUAAGUUCAAAGGGUUUGACCCGAACCGCUUGUGCGUGGCCACCCUGCUGUUCGAGGGAGACCGUGAGAAGGUCCUGCAGCACGAGAAGCAAGUCUAUGACAUCGCCGCUAAAUUUGGGGGCCUGGCAGCUGGAGAGGACAAUGGGCAGAGGGGCUACAUGUUGACCUUCGUCAUUGCUUACCUCCGGGACUUGGGGAUGGACUAUUUUGUGAUUGGAGAGUCCUUUGAAACCUCUGUGCCUUGGGACAGGGUGUUGGACAUCUGCAGGAAUGUAAAGGCGCGCAUUAUUGGAGAGUGCAAAGACAAAGGAGUCCAAUUUCCACCGUUAUCCACAUGCAGGGUGACCCAGACGUACGACGCCGGCGCCUGCAUCUACUUUUACUUUGCGUUCAACUACAGGGGACUCGCUGAUCCAGUGCACGUGUACGAGCAAGUGGAGCAUGCAGCGAGGGAAGAGAUUCUUGCCAACGGAGGAAGCUUGUCACAUCACCAUGGAGUGGGGAAACUUCGGAAGGAGUGGAUGAGAGACUCCGUCUCCAAUGUCGGCGUGGGGAUGCUGAAGUCUGUCAAGGACUAUCUGGAUCCACAAAACAUCUUCGGCAACAGGAACCUCCUCUAGCCAGUCCCGUCCAUCUUUAUCUGACUCUCUUUUUUUUCUUUUUUCUAAAGCAUUUUUGGAUUAACAUAUACUAAAUAUAAGUAAAAAAAAAAAAAUUGGACCGCAAUCUCGUCUUUUCCAUCAGCUGACAUUUGGUGCCAUUAAAUCAUUGACUCAGAUCUUUUUUCUUGUUCUCGUUAACGCCAUGAAUCUGCUGCAACGUUUCCCCGUCGUUCACGUGGAAGCUCAUUCGUGUCAGCUUCUCGUGACCUGGCAGCGUGGUGCGACUAAACCUCGUUUACUCAUUUGUUUUUCGGUUCCACCGUCCCCUUCAACAUCCUUGCCAACAUAGUAAAAACUAUUUGUGUUCUCGUUCUUGCCAUGUGUGGGUGCGUGUGUGUAUGUGUGGCACUCCCUUAGAUCCAGACUCCUAGAUGAAUGCGCUUUCUGAAGCUCGGUGCCUUUCUAAAGCUUUUGUCUGCCAUCCCCUUCGACUGCAGUGAGUCCCCUUUUGAAGGAAAACUGUCUUGAAGGUUUUCAAUGUCUCCUUUUUCCCUUUUUUUUUUUUUUUUUUUAAAUGCCCUCCUGCUGUCUGAUGUACUGACCUGUUGCCAUAAGAGACUUUGCUUCUGGACCGAGUGUGUUCAUGUGUGCCAGACCUGUCCAGCCUAACUCCCUCAUCGUGCUCCACCAAAUUUUUUAUAAAAACACUUAAGACAUGCAGUACGACUGCAGAGAUGCGUCUUAUGUGUGUAUGUGUGUGUGUGUGUCUAGUUUUUUUUUGCACUGCAAGUGGUCAGCUUGCGUGAUUUGUUACUAAGGAAGAAAAGUGGGAAAAGUAGCCAUUUCAACUGUCUGUUUUUAGUCACGACCGAGUUUUCAGUUUAAGGUGCUCGCCACGUACCAAAGACUCGAUUCAUCAGAUCUUGCAAACAUACUGUACACGUUUGUACAGUAUUGAUAUCAUAACAGCCUUUGUGAUUUGAUGAUUUCAGACAGUUGCAUUUUCUCUCUCUCUCUCUCUCUCUAAACAGAAAUAAUCAUCAUCAGAGCUCUUAAUUGUAAAUACUCAUAUAACUGUUACAUGUGCUAGAACUUUAAACCUCACUUAAUUACAUCAUGAUUGGAGUCUCCCUUAGUGCCCCAACAAAGGAAAACAUUCCUCAGGGCCGCCAACGGUUCAAUAGCUUAGUGUUUACAUAUUGUGGGGAAGGUUUUUGGAGCGGUUACUGUAGCGCGCUAGGUUUUGAUACUAGACUUGUGACAUGAAGCCACUCCUUUUUGAGGACAUUUUCAUCUUUUUAUCCUGAUCUAUGCUUCAAAAAUAACCCUCCAAUUAAGACCGUUUUGGGAACUGACAUUUUACCCCGUAUGACCAAAAAAAAACAACAAAAA